Messenger RNA from Perca fluviatilis (European perch), 1623 nucleotides. RefSeq names its product zinc-binding protein A33-like. Bases 223 to 1617 code for a protein of 464 amino acids. The transcript is spliced from 2 exons. The record is from RefSeq and is a predicted model, not a curated record. NCBI's taxonomy places the organism in Eukaryota, Metazoa, Chordata, Actinopteri, Perciformes, Percidae. Gene Ontology annotation, molecular function: zinc ion binding; protein binding.
GAGCUCCACCUUUCAACUGACUCACCUGAGGUGAACCUGGAAACUGUUUGUUUUUCGUCCUCGCAACAGAGAGACAGACGGAAAAACGGAGGAUCAGAUUCACCUUCAUCCCAACUAACAACUCUGAGUGAGUUCAGCUACAGGAGAGAAAAUUGGAAAACUACAACACUGCUGCUUCAACCUGCUGACACUCCUCACACUGAAGCUUCACUCAGAGACAAAAUGGCUUCCAGAUCAGAGGAGGAUCUCUGCUGUCCGGUCUGUCAUGAUGUCUUUAGAGAUCCUGUUAUUCUGUCAUGUAGCCACAGCUUCUGUAAAGACUGUCUGCAGAGCUGGUGGACGGAGAAACCAACACAGGAGUGUCCAGUUUGUAGGAAAGGAUCCUCAAAGAAAAAUCCACCUUGUAACCUGGUGUUAAAGAACCUGUGUGAGGCCUUCUUACUGGAGAGAGAUCAGAGAGCUUCAGAGGCUCUCUGCAGUCUGCACUCUGAGAAACUCAAACUCUUCUGUCUGGACCAUCAGCAGCCAGUGUGUCUCAUCUGUCUGCAUUCAGAAAAACACUCCAACCACAGAAUCAGACCCAUCGAUGAAGCUGCACGACAACACAGGAAGGAGCUUCAGGAAACUCUGGAGCCCUUAAAGGAGAAGUUAAAGGAUUUUGAACAUGUUAAAGUGAAGUGUGAUCAAACAGCAAAACACAUAAAGCUCCAGACCCGGCGCACAGGGACAAGGAUUAAGGAUCAGUUUAAGAAGCUUCACCAGUUUCUAGAAGAGGAAGAGGAGUCCAGGAUGGCUGCACUGUGGGAGGAAGAGGAACAGAAGAGUCAGAGGAUGAAGGAGAAGAUGGAGGCUCUGAGCAGAGAGAUAGCAGCUCUUUCAGACACAGUCAGAGCCACAGAGGAGCAGCUGAGAGCUGAAGACGUCUCAUUCCUGAUCAACUACAAGGCUGCAGUGGAAAGAGUCCAGCAGCGCCCCCUGCUGGAUGAUCCACAGCUGCUCUCAGGAGCUCUGAUAGACGAGGCCAAACACCUGGGCAACCUGAGCUUCAACAUCUGGAACAAGAUGAAGGACAUGGUCUCCUACACUCCUGUGAUUCUGGACCCAAACACUGCUAAACCCAACCUCAUCCUGUCUGAAGAUCUGACCAGUGUGCAAUGGGGAGCGAGACAGCCGCUUCCAGAUAAUCCAGAUAGGUUUGAUAAACACCGCUCUGUCCUGGGCUCUGAGGGCUUUAACUCAGGGACUCACAGCUGGGAUGUUGAGGUUGGAGACAGUGCAGCCUGGUCACUGGGUGUGUUAGCAGAGUCUGUGCAGAGGAAGGGAGUCAUACAGUCUGGAUUAUGGAUAAUGUUGUUGCGUAAAGGUAAAUACUCAGCACGGUCAGCGUCAGAUCCAGAAACUGGUCUCAUAGUGCAGAAGAAUGUCCAGAGGAUCAGAGUGACUCUGGACUGGAAUAAAGGAAAGCUGUCAUUCUAUGAUGCUGAUGCUGAUACUUACACACACAUACACACCUUCACACACAAUUUUACUGAGAGGAUGUUUGCAUACAUUUACACUAGGGGUGAAGUGAAGAUAUCACCAGUGAAGGUGUGUGUGACAGUGGAGCAGAGCAGUUAGAAAUGA